Molecule: messenger RNA, 1589 nt
Organism: Scheffersomyces stipitis CBS 6054
Lineage: Eukaryota; Fungi; Ascomycota; Pichiomycetes; Serinales; Debaryomycetaceae
Gene: SSN3
Product: cyclin-dependent serine/threonine protein kinase
Exons: 2
Coding region: 1-1296 (431 amino acids)
Biological process (GO): protein phosphorylation
Cellular component (GO): nucleus; mediator complex
Molecular function (GO): RNA polymerase II CTD heptapeptide repeat kinase activity; cyclin-dependent protein serine/threonine kinase activity; ATP binding
Source: RefSeq, a predicted model, not a curated record
AUGGCGCUGAACCUGAUUCUCACGUUGGGGCCAUUCAAACACCGUAAGGAUUUGACCCGUGAAUCGGUGUUAUCAACAUAUCAGAUCAUCGGCUAUAUCGCAGCCGGAACGUAUGGUAAAGUCUACAAAGCCAAACUAAAGAACACAGCCAGCGCAGAGCAGCUCUUUGCUAUCAAAAAGUUCAAAAGCGAUAACCAUCUGAGUAACAGAAGUCAUCAUAACCACGAUAUAAAUGGUAAUGAAAUUGUUCACUAUACCGGUAUAUCUCAAAGUGCCAUACGAGAAAUGUCUCUAUGUCGUGAACUCAACAACAAGAACAUCACCAAGUUGGUGGAUAUCAUUCUUGAAAACAAGUCCAUCUACAUGAUAUUUGAAUUCUGCGAGCACGAUCUCUUACAAAUUAUCCAUUACCAUUCCCAUCCGGAAGUUAAGCCUAUACCACAGGCUACUGUGAAAUCGCUAAUCUGGCAGAUUUUGAACGGAGUUACAUUCUUGCAUCAGAACUGGAUAUUUCACCGUGACUUAAAGCCUGCUAACAUCAUGGUGUCAUCCAGUGGUGUAGUGAAAAUAGGUGAUUUAGGAUUGGCUCGUAAGUUCAAUAAUCCUUUACAGUCGCUUUAUACUGGUGAUAAAGUCGUAGUAACCAUCUGGUACCGUGCUCCAGAGCUAUUACUUGGAGCUCGACACUAUACUCCCGCUAUUGACUUAUGGGCUGUAGGCUGUAUUCUCGCAGAACUCUUGUCGUUGCGUCCUAUCUUUAAAGGUGAAGAAGCCAAAAUAGAUAUCAACAACAAGAAGUCCGUACCUUUCCAGAAAAACCAGUUCCAGAAAAUCGUAGAAGUACUUGGAACUCCCAGCAUGAAGAACUGGCCCGCGUUGAACAAGUACCCGGAGUUCAUUUCCUUCCAGCAACAACUAACCACCAACUAUCCUCCUAACUUAGUCAAUUGGUACAAGAUGAUCGGAAGCUCCAACAAGCAAUGUCUAGAACUUCUUAAGGGUCUCUUGGAGUACGAUCCCCUUGUAAGACUCACCGCCGAUAAUGCUUUGGUUCAUCCGUACUUCUUAGAGCUUCCUAAGGUACAAGAGAACGCUUUUGAAGGGCUCAACUUGAAGUAUCCAAAGAGAAGAAUCUACACAGACGACAACGACAUCAUAUCCAACCAGGCCAUUAACCAAAACUUCAAGAGACAUGGAGGAGCCUACGACGACCAGCACAAUAAUUCGAAUAACAAUACCAACAACUCACUCAAUGCUAACAAUGCCAAUAACGUACCGAGAAAGAGAGCAAGAUAGAAGAAGAGAUUUAACUACCGAACUUUUAAGUGUAUAUGGUAAUAUAUAUUGGGUUGAGGGAUCAAAGAUGUUGUAGAAGGCAAAUUGCACUAUUAAAAGAACAAAAAGCUUGUGGAAUUGUCUGCCUUGAAAAAGCAAGGUUUGCACGAGUUUUGCUUCUUUUGUCAAACUUGCAAGUAAGAGCUUUGAAACAGAACAAUUCCAACUCUUCGCUAUAGUAUUUAUUAUAUGCAGGCAAAUAUCAAACACAGAUAUUUAUAGAGUAGAUCAACUUUUUUCUACUCUGCAAAUCU